AAACUAGUCUUUUAAAGUAAACGAUACGAGAAACAUGUGAGUUUUGUUACUAUAUUUACGUAAUUUUUACGAACAUCACGUAGGCCAACGCUAACAGAACUAAAUAAUCUUUCGGUAAGUUCUGUCCAAUUUACCUGUCCAAGACGUACAACUCGACAAACUCAGAAGUGUAACUAUCUCACAAUACAACUUGAAAGCACAGUUUCUUGGUUAGAAAUAGCCAUAAUUGCUUUUUAAAAAAUGGACGUGUCUUUUUGCCGGGGCAUAAGGUUCGCAACUACUUUAGGAUUCAGUCCCAUAUUGGUGACAAAAAAUUUCUUAGAGACAACACGUCUUACACGAUAUACCGAUUCAAGGCGUUGGAGAUUGAAAUUUUUCGAAAGACAUCGACAUUACAGAAACUUGUCGUGCAAUUAUGUCCCGUUUCUCAAUCAUAUUAAAACAUACGAAAUGCCAUAUAGGCAUAAAUUCGGUAAGAAUAUCCUGGUCACGCGUUAUUAUAACUUGAAUGCUAGUAAAGGAGAUGCCCCGAAAAUAGAACCGAUGAAAAAACUAUCAGUGUUCGCGAAAAUGAAACAAAUGACCAAGGAUUACUGGCAUGUUUUAGUACCAGUUCAUAUAGUUACCUCUAUAGGAUGGAUUGUCACAUUCUAUGUAACAAUCAAAAAUGGAGUGGAUAUUUCCCACCUCAUGGAGCUUAUGCAUUUUAGUAAGAAGUAUGUAGAUAAAGCAAAAGAUUCUACUGUCGGAAACUGGGCCCUAGCAUAUCUCCUUUAUAAAAUAUUUACGCCACUUAGAUAUACUGUCACUAUAGGGUGCACUACAAUGGCUAUUAGGCAACUUAGCAAGUCAGGGAUAGUAAAACCUUUGUCAUUUGGUAAACAAACACAAAUGGUAUACAAGUCUGCAUAUGAUACUGUGUACAACAGAAUCAAGUAAAACGACAACAACAAUGACUCCAAAAACAGGAUUCAAAAUAGAACGACAGACAGAACCUCCAAAGACAUAGCAAAAACAUAUGGGACAAAGCUAAUUGAUCACCUGGAUAAGAGAUUCAAUCUAAAAACCUGAUUGAUGAAAAGGAUGUAUAUUAUCACUUGUAAAUGUGUAAACGUUAUUGUGUUAUGAUAAAAGAAAAAUCUUAUAUGUAA
This is a messenger RNA of Bombus pascuorum, 1151 nucleotides long. Its product is annotated as protein FAM210A. Gene Ontology annotation, cellular component: mitochondrion. The record is from RefSeq and is a predicted model, not a curated record. Lineage: Eukaryota; Metazoa; Arthropoda; Insecta; Hymenoptera; Apidae. Bases 241 to 939 code for a protein of 232 amino acids. The transcript is spliced from 6 exons.